UUUACCAAAUUUUACAGCGUGCAGCAGCUCCUACCCUAAAGGACUAAAACCUUCUUCGGUCACAGUUCUCUGAAUUCAACCAUGGAUCCCCAACCUGAACCAGUUAGCUACAUCUGCGGAGAUUGUGGAAUGGAGAAUACGCUGAAGCCAGGUGAUGUUAUUCAGUGCCGUGAGUGCGGUUAUCGAAUCCUUUACAAGAAGCGCACUCGUCGCAUUGUUCAGUAUGAGGCACGCUGAAGAAAACUGCAGAAGCAUUGGCAAGUAAUUUCCAUGAAUCAUCAUAACAUGUGAAACCGUUGCUGCACGUGUGGUUGGUUAUCUUGUUUUAUGACAUAUGGGAACUGUUUUUAAUAUAUUGAUGAUCUGAGUAAUUCUAAGGUAGGGUUGCCUUUGGGUAUUUAGAAAAGAACUCUGAAAUGUGUGAAUAUGUUAAACGUCCAUGUUUAAUAGUCUGCAAAUUUAUAUCACGGAUAUGAUUUAAA
This is a messenger RNA of Abrus precatorius (Indian licorice), 482 nucleotides long. RefSeq names its product DNA-directed RNA polymerases II, IV and V subunit 12. Gene Ontology annotation, molecular function: DNA-directed RNA polymerase activity; zinc ion binding; DNA binding. Gene Ontology annotation, cellular component: RNA polymerase II, core complex; RNA polymerase I complex; RNA polymerase III complex. The record is from RefSeq and is a predicted model, not a curated record. The coding region runs from base 82 to 237 and encodes 51 amino acids. NCBI's taxonomy places the organism in Eukaryota, Viridiplantae, Streptophyta, Magnoliopsida, Fabales, Fabaceae. The transcript has 3 exons. Gene Ontology annotation, biological process: DNA-templated transcription.